UUUGGUGUGAGGUUUAAAAAUAUUGCAACAAUAAUAAUUGAUCAGAAGCUAAUUGUUUUCGUCAGUCGAUUGUAAUCGGUGACAUCGGUUAGAAAGUGUAGUGAUCAUUGGUGAUCGUAAUUGCAGCUACAGCGAUCAGUAAAAUGCCGAAACGAAAACGAGCUCCCUCACCAAAGUACGAUCUGCUCGAGGAUGGCUUCGAUGAUGAUCUCAGCUCAAAUGAUGACAAACCAGACACCCCGAUACAACGGAAUGCAGCGAACGCACGGGAGCGGGCGCGAAUGCGAGUGUUAUCGAAGGCAUUCUUUAAUCUUAAGCGCAACAUCCCGUGGGUACCGGCGGACACGAAGCUCUCCAAGCUGGACACGUUGCGGUUGGCCAAGAACUACAUCAACUAUCUGGCUGCCACACUCGACGGUCAGUCGGUGGAGGAUUUUUCCUCCAAUCUAGCGCAACCACCAAAGACGGCAUGGCCGUUCAUUUUCCAGCAAGUUCAACCACACCCGGAACCGGCCAAAUCGAAACAACAGCAGCAGCAACCGUCCUUCGGUCCAUCCACUACGCCACCGACACCGAAUGCGGCAAAUGUCGGUCAAAUCUCGGGUGCGGUUGAUCAAAAGUGGAGCGACUACGCAAAGGAUGGCACUUGUCGUGACCCGUCGGCCGGUGUCGGCGGAUCGGAAGAUAUCGAAUCACAAGGAAGCAGCGUAAGCCCUCCGAACCGGCUUCAUCAUCGUACGGGGACAACCACGGGCAGCAGCAUGGUUCGAUUCUCGGAAAGCCAAGCCGUGUCGUCGAGCGGUAUGGAAGGUGUCAACGACUACGACGGGGGUGGUUUUGGGGAGCCAAUGGUUGUCUGUGCUGCGCCGCAACCCCAACACCAACUACAGCGUCAGCAGGUACUCCAUCAACAACACCAUCAGUCUCAUCUACAUCAGCAUCAUCAUCAUCAGCAGCAGCAGCAGCAGCAAUCGCAACAGCAUCAUGAACAUUCGAUGGUGCAACAUCAAGACCAUCAUCAACAUCAUCAUCAUCAUCAUCAUCACCAGCAUCAGCUGCAUCAGCAGUAUGCUGCUGGUAGCUCGAUGACCGGUGGACAAUCGCACAACGGUGGAUGCCACCUCGGGAGUGGCAUACCAGCGUCUUACCAGCGGCAGCAGCACAUGACUUCGAUCGGUGGUGAUUGACGAGACCACCGGACAGAGUUGGGAGGAAGCAGUGCGCUGCGUCGAUGGGAAACACCUGUAUUGUAUUUAGGGGACAUUCUUUUCUGUCUGAUAUGUACCAGAACCAAAGUAUUAAAUUGUAUUGCUAAACUCAUUUUCGGCCCAAAAAUAAAUAUGCAACGAAUGC
Molecule: messenger RNA, 1353 nt
Organism: Anopheles darlingi
Lineage: Eukaryota; Metazoa; Arthropoda; Insecta; Diptera; Culicidae
Gene: HLH54F
Exons: 3
Coding region: 144-1187 (347 amino acids)
Biological process (GO): regulation of transcription by RNA polymerase II; developmental process
Molecular function (GO): protein dimerization activity; DNA-binding transcription factor activity, RNA polymerase II-specific; RNA polymerase II transcription regulatory region sequence-specific DNA binding
Source: RefSeq, a predicted model, not a curated record